Molecule: messenger RNA, 693 nt
Organism: Angiostrongylus costaricensis
Lineage: Eukaryota; Metazoa; Nematoda; Chromadorea; Rhabditida; Metastrongylidae
Source: the annotation of a GenBank genome assembly
AUGAUGACUACUGUCAAGUUGUUCGCCACCCACUCACAGAGUGUUGGUGGAUCGUUAGUGAACGAGCUGACUACAGCUGGGGCUCAGAUAGAUGAGCGUGAGUGUUCGCCUUCAAAGACCUCAUUCUCUAUAGAUGUUUCGGAAAACAUGGAAGAUCUUUUACAAUUGCGUGACUUGAGAUAUGCCGAUGAGGUCUACUUGAAAAUUUACCAUAACAGGAUGCAUCCUAGUAAGGACCAUCCGGAUUGUCCAGUGGUCUAUGAACUUAGUGAAGAAGCCUUUCGACCUCAUCUUACAUUCUGGCAACUGGAUGGUGGAGUAGCUGCUACAGUAGUCGAAUUAGUUGACGUCCAUGACGGCGACAUUGUGCUUGACAUGGCAUGCGACUGUGGAGAACUAACUUUGGAAGUUUUAAGAAACUAUGACUGUUUUUGCAUUGCGAUGAGCCCACAAAUCGACCAGCUUGCUAUGGCUGAAGUAAACUGGGUUAGUCUGCAGAAUUAUCUCAAGAAGGAAGCCGGCAGCAGGGCAAGACAUCUUCAGUUCAUAGCUGUGGAGUUCAACAAAGGUGCUCAUCAUGCGUCGUUUGAUAACGCGUACGACACAGAUGUAUGUGUGUCUUCUGGAGACAAAGCUUCCUCGGCUGACAUUUUCCGAAAGAAGUUGCGCAAUCGAUCUUUUGGUGCCGCAUGA